GGUCUAACGUUCAUCAAUUCGUUCAAGCAACAAAUAUCACUUGAGAAUUUCAAAUUAAUCUUAAAUCAUUCAUAUUUAUUCCCUUAUGAUUAUCAUAUCAGAGAUAAUCAACGUCGUAUAAGUAACGAUACUAAUGGCAUCAUUAUAUAUCACUGUUUACGGAAGUAAGAAGACUUUAAUUAGAACUUUCAAUGUGAUAGAAUAUCUAAUUUGAAAAGUUUUCUUAUAGAUUUAACGGUGCAAAAUGAAUAUCUAAACAAAACUGGAAACGUGGGUAAAGUGUAAAUCAAAACGUGACUAUCCCACCCCACCCUUCCCCCCGUCCUCUUCCACUAUAAGCUGAUUUGACGUAAUCGAAAAAGAAGAAACUAUAAAGAACUUGAACGAUCGCGCUUCUUCAUUGGUCGAAAUCAUAUUUAUUGUAAUACGAUCACGUUUCGUAUCAUGGAUAUCUAUUCUUUAAAUUAAAUCAUUGUUUUUUUUUUUCCUCGAGAUCGAUGAUAUUUUAUAAUCAAUAAACGUUGAAUGCGUGCAGAUUUAUUGUGCGUAUCCGUGUUUCUUACAUUUGCCAGGCUAAGGUCAUGCAAAAAAAAGAAAAAGAAAAAGAAAAAGAAAAAGAAAAAGAAAAAGAAAACGUAAUAAUCGUCGAGAAAUAUCUCUUACGGAAAUUGUAUUAAGCCUACCCAUCUCCCCUUUACUUUCCCCCCCCCCUCCCUUCUCCCCCCUCUCCGCCCUAUGUGCGCGUUCGAUGACCUUGAACAAAACUAUCGACUCUGGCGUAAGAAGAAAAAAGGAGGGAAAUAAAAACGGCGAAGGGAGUGGGAGAAGGUGACGAAGAAAAAAAAAAAAAGAAAAAAGAGGAAAAAGUAUUAAAAAGGAAAAAGAAAAAACUAGAAGAAAAAAGAAGAGAAAAGAUAUAUGCAUAUAUAAAAUAAAAAUUAACACGAUAACGUACGAAACGCGACAUUCCUUAUCGAGCAGAGCGAGGGAUUCCCUAACAACUGUUUUCGUAUGGCCGUUCGGACGAUUAGAAGCAGCUUGAGAAGCGUGCGUAUCAAUUGAAUCGUUUGACCCGUUUUUAUUGGCAAGUCGUAGGAACGUGCGUCGGUCGUGGACGGGACAGUUGCCAGUAAAAGCUCAUUCGUCCGCUAUCGACUUGAAAAUUUUUGUUCAACUUCGAUCUACGUAAAUAUAUUGAUUUAAACGCGUGGAAGCGUUCGACAACGAGCGAACGACCUCUUCUUCAUCGCAAACGUCAUCUUCAAGUGAAUCUUAUUGUCUCCUUGAUCUUUGGAUAUGGUCAAAGAAACAUCAGAGGAGGAUAAAAUCUCAACAAUAACCGGUAAUGUCAACGUCGAUGAACCUGCCGAAUAUGAAAGAGCUAUUUCGGUUACUGGCUUUGGACUGUUCAACGUAUUACUCUUCAUGGCGGCAUUGCCGAUAGCAUGGACCGGUGCCUUUGAUACAACAUCACCCGCAUUUAUUUUAGCAUCUGCCGAAUGCGACCUGCAACUUACAUUUUUUCGAAAAGGACUACUCAUUGCAUUUCCCUUCAUAGCAAUGCUGGCCACUGCUUCGUUGUGGGAUUACGUGACGAUUUACGUAGGCAGAAGGACCUUGUUCGUUCUUGGCUUACUAGCGGAUUCCAUCCUAAAUAUACUAAGCACUGCUGUAGACUCGUAUCACGUGUUCUUACUCAUCAAAUUUAUCAGCGGUGUCAUAGCUGGCGGUCCACCCUCGAUGGUGAUGGGAUACUUAACAGAAUUUCACUCUGCAACAUAUAAACCACGUUUCGCCGCCUGGUCUGGUUUUCUGUUUUCCAUGGCAACUAUCGUACCAGCAGCUUUGGGCUUUACUAUAUUACCCUUAGAAUGGGUAGUCGAUGUAUUUGGUAAAAGCUAUAACAGCUGGCGAAUUUAUUUACUUCUUUGUUCAAUACCACCUGUUCUUGGACUUGUUACUGCUAGCAUGUUACCUGAAAGUCCAAAACAUCUCAUGGAAAUUGGAAGGCAGGAUGAGGCAUUAAAAUUAUUUCGUAGAAUGUACACCAUGAACACAAGAAAACCGGCCGAUACAUUCUCGAUAAAAGCUUUGGUCGUCCAGAAGACGCAAUUAUCACGGCCGACGUUAAGGGCGAGCCUCGAAAAAAUGCGAAUCGACCUUUACAACACUAAACUCUUGUUCUCGGCGCCUUAUCUUCCAGCCUUCUCCUACGUAACUUUCCUACAAUUUGGAAGUAUGCUCGGUUUUAAUACUAUGAGAUUAUGGGUCCCACAUAUGUUCAUGAUUUUAAGUAACUACGAUUACGAGCAUUGGAAACCUGUCGGAAGAGCUCCAACGAUAUGUGAAAUGUUGGAUCGUCAUGCCGCUAAACCAGGCAGAUUAUAUUUAAACAAUACAAACUUUGACGAUGCAUGCUUCGAGUGGAAAAUCAAUCCUGUCGUUUAUCAAAAUUCAACGAUAAUUGCAUCCUCCGCCGUUCUCUUCGGUUUCCUUAUGGGAUUUCUAAUGACGACGAGAUUACGAAAGCAAAUGAUAUUAUUUGCGGCCUUCCUGAUAUCGCUGGCAAGCAGUUUUGGAAUAAAUUGGGCACAGGCACCUCCCUAUAUGCUGACGUUAGCAGCCGCCGUUAUCGUGACAUCAAGAAUAGCGAGUAAUGUCGUUAACUCGGUGAAUGCCGACGUUAUUCCUAUACCGUUAAGGGCCACAAGUAUGAGUAUCAUCACGUCCUCCGGAAACUUAGGAGUCGCAUUGGGGAAUGUUAUUUUCUCAGCACUUCUUGAUUUCGAGUGUCUCGCAGGUUUCCUCGGUCUUGGCUGUUUUUUCAUAAUUUGUAUCAUCAUAACGUUCCUAUAUCCAAAACCGGUAAGGGCAUCGCCGCAGAGUUUAGCGUAGCACGAGAUGAUCGCACGAGAGAUUAGACGAAAAAGAUUUAUAUCUAUGAUGUAUUUUUGGAAGAAAAAAAAAAAUGAGAUACAUACACAUAUCCACAUAUAUAUUAUAUACAUGUAUAUACACAUAUACAGACAUACAUACAUGCACACACAUAUAUAUAUAUACAUAAAUAUACACAUACUUUUUUAUUACGUUUUGAUACACGAACAGUAUGAAAGAAGGAGAGAGAGAGAGAGAGAGAGAGAGAGAAAAAAAGAGAGAACGAUAGAAUGAGUGAACGUGUAUUCGGCUGUGAAAUAUUUUUCGUCGGAUGUACCUGACAAACGUUACGCUUUUGUCGAUUUCCUAAUAAAAAUCUAACAAAAGAAUUGCACUUUUAUCCCGAGUCAUAUAAAACACUUCGAUAACUUUAUUACGACGGUGUAAAAAAAAAAAGAAAAAAAAAAGUAAAUACGAGAAGAAACGAGACAGAAAGAAACGCAGAAUCAAAGCAAACGAUUGGAGAGAAAUAAAAAGAAAGAGAGAGAGAGAGAGAGAGAGAGAGAGAGAGACAUGUAAAAAAACAAAAUAAUAGUAAUAAUAAUAAAAAGAAGAAAAAGAAAAAAAAAAAAAGAUACAAUAAGAAACAAAAAUAUAAAAAAGGAAAUGAAAGAGAAAGAUUUAAAUUGAUCGAAUUGGAUAGAUUUAGCACUUUGUCGAUUCUCUUUGGUCCAUGAUAAUUGCAUUUCGUUUGGAAACGCGACUCUCGAAAGACAAGCAAAGCGACAACAAUUACAAGGAUGACCCACUUGGCGAAGUUCCACCAAGCAAAUCAUUAUA
Molecule: messenger RNA, 3714 nt
Organism: Vespa velutina
Lineage: Eukaryota; Metazoa; Arthropoda; Insecta; Hymenoptera; Vespidae
Product: synaptic vesicle glycoprotein 2B-like
Exons: 13
Coding region: 1297-2895 (532 amino acids)
Biological process (GO): transmembrane transport
Cellular component (GO): membrane
Molecular function (GO): transmembrane transporter activity
Source: RefSeq, a predicted model, not a curated record